Xenopus laevis (African clawed frog) is the source of this 1556-nucleotide messenger RNA. RefSeq names its product CD151 antigen-like. The record is from RefSeq and is a predicted model, not a curated record. NCBI's taxonomy places the organism in Eukaryota, Metazoa, Chordata, Amphibia, Anura, Pipidae. The coding region runs from base 721 to 1044 and encodes 107 amino acids. The transcript is spliced from 3 exons.
UGGGGCCGCCAAUCAGUAGGGCUCAUUAUCACUUAGCAGUGAAAUGUACCAACCUGUUAAUUAUAUCAGCCUGGAAUGUCAGGCCUCUGUGUGAGAAUGCAGAGGUUAUUAGCAGUGGUGGAGGAAAAAGGAGAUGAUGAGCCCCCGAUUAUGCCCUCAAGGCAGAUAUUAGCCUUAUUUCUUAUCCAAGAGGGGAAAAUUCAUCCCACUUUCCUUCUCAAUCAAUGCGCCAGGAGAGACAGUUAUGGGCUGUGAUAGUGCAGAACCCAUAUGCUUUGGUACCUGAUACCACCCCUCUCUAUACUUCCUGCUCUUGGCUGCUCUCCUCCCAGUGUUCACAAAAGGGGUGUGACUUGAGUUGUCAUGUUACAAAAGGAAAGAACUAGAGCUUGAAUGUUUUGCCCGAUAGCCAGUAAUUUGCUUGUAGUCAGAGCUACACUUGCAACACUCCCCUGAUUGAAUGGCUUGGCAAACUGCCUGUGUCUGGAGUGGCUACUCAAUAUUUAUUUAGACGCUGGGGGCCCAGUUGGACUCUGGGGCCCAUUAAGCUGCUGAAGCAACAAUGAGACUUAGGGAUCCCCUCUCAUCUCUGGAGCUGACACAUGAUUGGAGCAGGGAACUGCCUGGGGGCAUUAUUCUAACUAGUUGUCCUCUGAGACCAAUUCAUAUGUUGUUCCAUCUGACUUCAUACAAAGGGACAUAACUGCCAUCACGCUUAUUAUGCCCACGUCUCUCCAUACACAGUUCCACUGCUAUGGGGCAAAGAACUUCACAGACUGGAUGAACAUCACUGUAGCCCUGUUUUCAUACUCUGUGCCAAGGAGCUGCUGCCACAAAGUCACCCAGAAAUGUGGAGAGAAGGUGAUGGAGCAUCAGAAUAACAUCUUCCUGGAGGGUUGUGUCACCAAGAUGAAAACGUGGAUCUCGCAGCAUGUGGCUGUCAUUGGCGCUGUGGGGGUCGGAUUGGGGUUUGUACAGCUCUUCGGGAUUCUCCUGUCCUUUCUGUUGGUGAAGAUCCUUCAGGAAAACGAUGUGUCGCUGUAACUGGUGGUGGGAGGAACCAGCUCGGGUGCCACUUGGGUUCCAACAUAAAAUAUUUAAUUUAAAGAAAAGUUUCAGAGCAAGUGCCCAAGUAUGGGUGGAGUCUGUAUUUUUGCUUUAGUGCCUCUCCGUUGAUAGUAGUCAUUAAACACAAUUUGUCUCCAAAUUAACAUGUGUAACACCUUUUUUUUAUUACACAUAGGGAGGUUUGAAUUUGCUAAUAGUAAAAGUAAGUAAGUCCACAAACAAAAUAUUAAUGGUGAGAUUUAUUGCUCACCUUUAUUAUUCUGCCCAGCUUUAUUGGCUGCCGAGCCUACCUACAUUCUUAAGAAAAUACACAAUAAUUACUGAAAUUGUGACUAUUCAUACACAUACUAGAAACUUCAUUUAGAGCAAUUAAUUUCAGUCCAGAUAUAAGUGCUAAACUAAACAUUCAUAAACUGGAUUUUCCUUUUUAAAAUGCCUGGGAAAGGAGGCAAGUCUUAGGGCUCUUACAGACGAGCGUUUUUACCUGC